This is a messenger RNA of Toxorhynchites rutilus septentrionalis, 16892 nucleotides long. It is a transcript of the gene RyR, whose product is annotated as ryanodine receptor. The record is from RefSeq and is a predicted model, not a curated record. NCBI's taxonomy places the organism in Eukaryota, Metazoa, Arthropoda, Insecta, Diptera, Culicidae. Gene Ontology annotation, molecular function: protein binding; ryanodine-sensitive calcium-release channel activity. The coding region runs from base 697 to 16080 and encodes 5127 amino acids. The transcript is spliced from 31 exons. Gene Ontology annotation, cellular component: sarcoplasmic reticulum membrane; calcium channel complex; sarcolemma. Gene Ontology annotation, biological process: calcium ion transmembrane transport; intracellular calcium ion homeostasis.
CAAAGGAAGAUGUGUGAUGUGAACGAGAAUAAUUUCAUUUUUCCCCGGGGUGGCUGAGUGAUAUUUUAGUGAUUCGCCGCCGUCGCUCAGAUCUUAAAAUAUCGCCUUGGCUCGAGACGGCCAGUUGCUCGCAGUUGGGCCAGUUGCGAACAUCGCGGAUCUUGAGUUCUGCAAAAACCGGGCCGUGGAUUACGGUUUUUGCAAGCAAGUGGCAGUUAGAACCCGACACCCGUUGGAACCAUCGAACCUCCAGAAAGUGUCCCGAUACUCAGUUUGCCUCGCUCGAUCGUUAUACAGUGGUGAAUUUCGGUCGCAAUCGAUUACAUAUUAGCACGGAUUAGGAAAAAUAAAUAAAACCAACAAAAAGUGAAAGCAAGGACCACGUUGUUUGCUCGAAGCAACCAUCGCAAUGUAGAUUUCGAGUCUGAUAAAGCAAUGUGAACGAAUGUGAGCCAAUUUAGUGGAAGAAAAAAAAAACAAAAACGCGAAGCGGAAAUUUGACUACAGACAGACAGAAGAAAACGCUAGUGCCACACCUGAACACAUGAAGUAACACGAGGAGCAGUGAUUUUUUUGUAGUGGAUUUAUUUUUACUCGUUUUCAUGUUUUUGGUUCGGAGAAAAAAAUUGAAAUAAGCAAAGUGUACUCGAAACAUAAUUCCACCAGAUACAGAGGUAAACUAGGUGGAUAACAAUCAUGGCGGAAGCAGAAGGAGGGUCGGAGCAGGAUGAUGUUUCAUUCCUGCGGACGGAAGACAUGGUGUGCCUGUCGUGCACGGCAACUGGUGAGCGUGUCUGCCUGGCGGCCGAAGGCUUCGGCAAUCGGCAUUGCUUCCUCGAGAACAUCGCCGACAAGAACAUCCCGCCGGACCUAUCGCAGUGCGUGUUUGUCAUCGAGCAGGCGCUCUCGGUUCGUGCCCUGCAGGAGCUGGUCACGGCUGCUGGUUCCGAAACCGCCAAUGAGUCGGUAGGCAAGGGUACUGGUUCCGGUCACCGGACGCUGCUGUACGGCAAUGCGAUCCUGCUGCGUCACAACAACAGUGAUAUGUACCUAGCGUGCCUUUCAACCUCGUCUUCCAACGACAAACUGUCGUUCGACGUGGGUCUGCAGCAGCACAGCCAGGGUGAAGCGUGCUGGUGGACAGUACAUCCGGCGAGCAAACAGCGUUCCGAGGGUGAGAAGGUGCGCGUCGGUGACGACCUGAUUCUUGUCUCGGUCGCUACCGAGCGUUACUUGCACACCACCAAGGAGAACGAUCUGUCGGUUGUCAAUGCCAGCUUCCAUGUGACACACUGGAGCGUCCAGCCAUACGGAACCGGUAUUUCACGUAUGAAGUACGUCGGCUAUGUGUUUGGCGGUGAUGUACUUCGAUUCUUCCACGGGGGUGACGAGUGUUUAACGAUACCUAGUACAUGGAGUCAGGAACCUGGUCAGAACAUUGUGGUGUACGAGGGUGGUUCGGUCAUGUCACAGGCUCGAUCGUUGUGGCGGCUAGAGCUGGCUCGUACCAAGUGGGCCGGUGGAUUCAUCAACUGGUCCCACCCGAUGAGGAUUCGACAUCUAACCACGGGUCGCUAUCUCGGCGUGAACGAACAAAAUGAACUCAUACUGACGCCACGGGAUGCGGCUACUACCUUGCAAACGGCGUUCGUGCUACGCUCCGAGAAGGACGAUCAAAAGGUGGUUCUGGAGGACAAAGAUUUGGAGAUCAUCGGUGCGCCCAUCAUCAAGUAUGGUGAUUCCACGGUCAUCAUGCAGCACCACGAGUCCGGUCUGUGGGUGAGCUACAAGAGUUAUGAGACGAAGAAGAAGGGCGUUGGCAAGGUCGAAGAGAAGCAAGCCAUGCUACACGAGGAAGGCAAGAUGGACGAUGGGUUGGAUUUCUCCCGCUCGCAAGAGGAAGAAUCGAGAACCGCACGGGUUAUCCGCAAGUGUAGUCAUUUGUUCACCAAAUUUAUAAGUGGCCUCGAAACUCUCCAGGAGAACCGUCGUCAUUCGUUCUUCCUACAAACUGUGAACCUCGGCGAAAUGGUUAUGUGUCUGGAGGAUUUGAUCAACUAUUUUGCCCAACCGGAGGAGGACAUGGAGCACGAGGAGCGUCAGAACCGACUUCGUGCUCUACGCAAUCGUCAAGAUCUGUUCCAAGAGGAGGGUGUGUUGAAUCUGAUCCUGGAAGCCAUCGACAAGAUCAACGUCAUAUCGUCACAAGGCUUUUUGGCGUCCUUUUUGGCCAGUGAUGAAACUGGACAAAGCUGGGAGAUGAUCUCCGGAUAUCUGUACCAACUGCUGGCGGCUAUCAUCAAGGGAAACCACACUAACUGCGCUCAGUUCGCUAACUCCAAUCGUCUGAAUUGGCUCUUCUCCCGGCUUGGUUCGCAAGCUUCCAGCGAGGGUUCCGGAAUGUUGGAUGUACUACAUUGCGUCCUUAUCGAUUCGCCCGAGGCGUUGAAUAUGAUGCGAGACGAGCAUAUCAAGGUAAUCAUCUCGCUUCUGGAGAAGCACGGUCGUGAUCCGAAGGUCUUGGAUGUGUUGUGCUCGCUGUGCGUCGGUAAUGGCGUAGCCGUGCGUUCUUCGCAGAAUAAUAUCUGCGACUUUUUGCUGCCGGGGAAGAAUUUACUGCUGCAAACGAGCUUGGUCGAUCACGUAGCCAGUAUCCGUCCGAACAUCUUCGUUGGCCGUGUCGAGGGAUCUGCGAUGUACCAGAAGUGGUACUUUGAAGUCACUAUGGACCAUAUCGAACAAACGACGCACAUGACGCCGCAUUUGCGAAUUGGUUGGGCCAAUAACGCUGGGUAUGUGCCGUAUCCAGGAGGAGGUGAAAAAUGGGGCGGUAAUGGAGUUGGUGAUGAUUUGUAUUCGUACGGUUUCGAUGGGAUGUACUUCUGGUCGGCUGGCAGGAAGACACGGGUGGUUUACAAGGACGUAACGGAACCGUUCAUCAAAAAGGGAGAUGUUUUGGGUUGUACGCUGGAUCUGAGCGUCCCUGUGAUACGGUUUACGUUCAAUGGGGAGCCAGUGCACGGUUGUUUUACGGAUUUUAAUCUGGCUGGAAUGUUCUUCCCGGUAAUGAGCUGUUCGUCGAAGCUGAGUUGUCGAUUUUUGUUUGGAGGCGACCACGGUCGCAUGAAGUUCAAUCCUCCAUCAGGAUUCUCGCCAUUGGUUCAGUGCUUGAUGCCGAGUCAAAAUCUUAGCUUGGAUCCGUGUUUCUACUUUGGAAAUUUGAACAAGAAUGUGCUAGCUGGUCCGUGGUUGGUCGAAGAUGACUCCGCCUUCGUUCCGAAACCUGUGGAUACCUCGACCGUUAGCUUGCCCGCCUCUGUUGAGACCAUUAAAGACAAACUUGCGGAAAAUAUUCACGAAAUGUGGGCACUUAACAAGAUUGAGGCUGGAUGGACUUGGGGCGAGCGACGUGACGACAUGUACAGAGUUCACCCGUGUCUGACCUCGUUCGAAAAGCUUCCGGCAGCGGAGAAGAGAUACGAUUGUCAACUGGCCGUGCAGACGCUCAAGACAAUACUGUCCCUGGGUUACUACAUCUCGAUGGAUAGGCCACCGGCGAGAAUCCGUCCAAUUCGAUUGCCGAAUGACCCGUACAUGCAGGGUAACGGUUACAAGCCAGCUCCGUUGGAUCUGAGCGCUGCGGUAUUGAACCCUAAAAUGGAGGAACUCGUCGAUCUGCUGGCCGAGAAUACGCACAACCUGUGGGCCAAAGAGCGGAUUCAGCAAGGUUGGACCUAUGGGUUGAACGAAGACAGCGAGAACCGCCGUAGUCCCCAUCUAGUUCCGUACAGCAAAGUAGACGAAGCUAUCAAGAAGGCAAACCGUGACACGGCGUCGGAGACAGUCAGAACGCUGUUGAUCUACGGGUACAAUUUGGACCCACCAACUGGUGAGGCGAACGAAGCCCUUGCUGCGGAAGCGUUCAGGCAGAAGUUUGCUGCCUUCCGAACGUACCGAGCGGAGAAGACGUAUGCUGUUACGUCAGGGAAGUGGUACUUUGAGUUCGAGGUGCUGACAGCGGGACCGAUGAGGGUCGGUUGGGCACGUGCGGACUGCAACCCUGGAACUAUGCUGGGAAGCGAUGAUUCUUCGUGGGCAUUCGAUGGCUACAACGAAGAAAAAGUGUCUGGAGGUGCAACGGAAUCAUUCGGCAAACAGUGGGUACCUGGCGAUAUCGUUGGUGUUUUUCUUGACUUAGUGGAUCAUACGAUCAGCUUCUCGCUGAAUGGAGAACUUCUGAUGGACGCUCUCGGCGGUGAAACCACGUUUGCUGAUGUUAACGCCCCGGAAGGAGUGGGCUUUGUACCAGCGUGCACCAUUGGAAUUGGCCAGAAGGCUCGCCUUGUCUACGGUCAGGAUGUUGACUCGCUCAAAUGGUUCACCACUUGUGGUUUGCAAGAGGGAUACGAACCCUUCUGUGUCAACAUGAAGCGCGCUGUCACCCACUGGUACACCAAGGAUCAACCGAUAUUCGAGAACACCGAGGACAUACCCGAUUGCAAGAUCGAUGUCACCCGUAUCCCGGGUGGUGCCGACACACCACCUUGUCUGAAGAUCUCCCACAACACGUUCGAAACGAUGGAGAAGGCAAACUGGGAAUUCCUGCGUCUUUCGCUGCCCGUUACCUGCGAUGCGACCUUUAUUGAGGAAACCGAGAAGAUGCGCCGCUGGGAGGAAAUUCGCAUACGCCAACACCGGCUGCUAGCCGAGGUGGAACACCAGGCGCCAGCCCAUUUCGACCACAUUAUGCGAAGUGGUUUCACCAUGAACGACAUCAAGGGACUUCAGCGCAACUACUCCGAAGAUGCCGUUGAGUCGGAUGAGGUUGUCCGAAACGGACCACAGCGUCCGACGCGGGUCGUGCGUAGACCCGAGACGCUAAGCCCUCCGGGAAUCGAAAUUAACGGAGAGAUGCACCCGUCCGAUGGUGAGAACGCUUACUCCGAUACUGAGAUGGAAGGUGACGAUAGGAAGAAACGGGGCCGCAGUCCGUUCCGGUUGUUUGGUAAGAAACGUGACCACAGCAAAGACAAGCUGAAGGAACGUCGGACUCCGGAACCGGAGACACGUAGAGGUGUAAUGCAACCACGUGCCGUGGCACGCAGUCCAACUAUGCGUGCCUCGAAUGCGGAUCUCCGCGGACAGCAGCAGAUGGCUGUGGAUCGUAAGAACAUGGGAAGCCCAGGGGUCGAAUCAUUCGGCAAUGAAGUGUACGAUGCUGAGUGCUUGAAACUCAUCAACGAAUACUUUUACGGCGUACGCAUUUUCCCUGGUCAAGAUCCGACCCAUGUGUACGUGGGAUGGGUCACAACGCAGUACCAUGUACAUAGCAAAGACUUCAACCAGGACAAGGUGCGACAUGCGUCGAUCUUUGUCGAGGACGAUACUGGAAAGACUGCGGAAGUUAUCAACCGCCAGUCGUGCUAUAUGGUGCGCGCCGAUGAGCUGUUCAAUGAGGUCACCCAGGAUGCAUCCGGAAAGGGUGCUUCGCAGGGUAUGUUCGUAGGAUGUUUCGUGGAUACCGCAACCGGAACGAUUCGCUUUACAUGUGAGGGUAAGGAAACUUCGCACGUCUUCCUGAUGGAAACGGAGACUAAACUAUUCCCGGCAAUUUUCGUCGAGGCAACCAGCAAGGAAAUCCUGCAGAUUGAACUCGGCCGUACACCGACUACUCUUCCACUGUCGGCCGCCGUUCUUCCAACAAGCGACAAACAUAUCAAUCCGCAAUUCCCUCCGAGGUUGAGGAUCCAAUGCCUGAAACCUCAUCAAUGGGCUCGUGUGCCCAACACUUCCCUCCAAGUACACGCCCUCAAGUUGUCCGAUAUUCGUGGAUGGUCCAUGCUGUGUGAAGAUCCAGUAUCUAUGCUAGCUCUACAUAUCCCCGAAGAAGAUCGCUGCAUGGACGUUCUCGAGCUGAUCGAAAUGGAUCGAUUGUUAUCGUUCCACGCUCACACGCUGACACUGUAUUCAGCGCUUUGUUACCAAUCGAACUACAGAGCCGCUCACGCACUCUGCUCACAUGUCGACCAGAAGCAGCUGCUGUACGCCAUCCAGUCGGAAUAUAUGAGUGGACCGCUGCGUCUAGGAUUCAACGAUCUUUUGAUUGCCCUCCACCUUGAAUCCCACGCGACAACGAUGGAGGUGUGCAAAAACGAAUACAUCAUCCCGCUGGGUCCUGAACUGAAGGAUCUCUACACGGAUGCCGAAAUGUGCCACUCACUCCGGUCCCUCCAGACGCUUUCCGUAAGACCUCAAAUGAACAUGACCGAGAUUGCCUCACCCACACCCCCACCACAAUCGAAUAUGUCAACAUUAGUAGCACCAGAUUCUUCCAGUGAACCAAUACCGGCAAUUGAUUCGCUUUAUUCGCCAAGAUUCCCACUAGAAGUGGUGCGACAGUUUGUGAUGGCCGCCAUCCAAGAGGCGGUCGAGAUCAAUCAGGUACACAACCGCGAUCCGAUUGGUGGAUCCAAUGAAAAUCUGUUCCUUCCCCUGAUUAAGCUCACCGACCGUCUUCUACUGGUCGGAGUUAUUACCAACGAAGACGUCGAGAAAUUGCUGAUCAUGAUCGAUCCGGAAACGUGGGAUCCGAACUUCCAGAAGGAAGGUAAGGAUGAACAUCGCAAGGGUUUGUUGACCAUGAAAAUGGCUGAAGGAGCAAAGCUCCAGAUGUGCUACCUGCUGCACCAUUUGUACGACGUUCAGCUGAGACACAGAGUGGAGAGUAUCGUAGCCUUCGCGCACGACUACGUUUGCGAUCUGCAGCAGGAUCAGCUGCGAAGAUACAUCGAGAUCAAGCAUUCGGAUCUGCCGAGUGCGGUCGCCGCCAAGAAGACCCGCGAGUUCCGCUGUCCACCGCGUGAGCAAAUGAACGCCAUUCUGUGCUUCAAAAAUUUGGAAGGAGAAGAGCUGGAAAACUGCUCUUGCGGAGGCGAGCUGCGCGAUCAGCUGAUAGAGUUUCACGACAAACUGAUGGGCAAGGUAUCGCUGAACGCACUCCAAGAACCGGAAGAGGAAUCCGGCGAAGCGAUCGAGGAUACCAAACCGGGAGCGCUGAAAAAACUUUACAACUUCAUCAACGCCGUGAAGGAGCUUGAGGAAGACCCCAAAGAGCCAGAGGAGGUUGAGAAGAAAACUCCGGAGGAAGUGUUCCGAAAGGUACUGAUCAAGCAGAUCGUCUCCUGGGCGGAGGAAACACAAAUUGAGAAUCCCAAACUGGUGCGGGAAAUGUUCGGCUUGCUGGUUAGACAGUACGAUACGAUUGGAGAGCUGAUCAAAGCUUUGAACAAAACAUACGUGAUCAAUUCGAAGACGACGGCGGACGUAGCGAACAUGUGGAUCGGUCUGAGUCAGAUACGCGCACUGUUACCGGUGCAGAUGAGCCAGGAGGAAGAGGAGCUGAUGCGUAAGCGUCUGUGGAAGCUAGUCAACAAUCAUACCUUCUUCCAGCAUCCAGACUUGAUUCGUAUAUUGAGAGUUCACGAAAACGUUAUGGCAGUGAUGAUGAACACUCUUGGUCGACGUGCCCAAGCUCAGAGCGAUGCACCAGUUCAAUCGGCCGAGGGUGAAGAGGCCCAGCCAAAGGAGAAGGAUACGUCCCAUCAAAUGGUUGUUGCCUGCUGUCGGUUCUUGUGCUACUUCUGUCGUACGGGUCGUCAGAACCAGCGUGCAAUGUUCGAUCACUUCGAUUUCCUGUUGGAGAACUCUAACAUUUUGUUGUCUCGCCCAAGUCUACGUGGUUCCACUCCACUCGACGUGGCCUAUUCCAGCUUGAUGGAAAACACGGAACUGGCGUUGGCUCUUCGUGAACAUUACCUGGAGAAGAUCGCCAUUUACCUGUCGCGUUGCGGUUUACAGAGCAAUUCCGAGCUGAUCGAACGGGGCUAUCCAGAUAUUGGCUGGGAUCCAGUGGAAGGUGAACGUUAUCUGGACUUCCUCCGGUUCUGUGUUUGGGUCAACGGUGAAAGCGUUGAAGAGAACGCCAAUCUGGUCAUUCGUCUGUUGAUUCGUCGUCCGGAGUGUUUGGGCCCGGCGCUUCGCGGCGAAGGUGAAGGUCUGCUGAAGGCCAUCAUCGACGCCAACAAGAUGUCCGAGAGAAUUGCCGAGCGUAGAAAGAUGCAGGAUGAAGCGGAAGGUACGAUCAGUGGAUUGAACUUCUCGCAUCCUCUUCCGGAGGGAGACGAUGAUGAGGAUUACAUCGAUACCGGAGCUGCCAUCCUUAGCUUCUACUGUACGCUGGUGGAUCUGUUGGGCCGUUGCGCACCGGAUGCUGCCGUAAUCGAGCAGGGUAAAAACGAAUCGCUGAGAGCGCGAGCAAUUUUGCGCUCGUUGGUUCCACUGGAGGAUUUGCAGGGUGUGCUUAGUUUGAAGUUCACCCUCACGAAUCCAGCGGUGGGUGAGGCAAGACCAAAGUCCGAUAUGCCAUCCGGGUUGGUUCCUGGACAUAAGCAGAGCGUUGUUUUGUUCCUGGAGCGUGUUUACGGAAUUGAAACACAGGAGUUGUUCUACCGUCUGCUGGAGGACUCCUUCCUACCGGAUCUAAGAACCGCCACAAUGCUAGAUCGUAGUGAUGGUUCCGAGAGUGAUAUGGCACUAUCGAUGAAUCGCUACAUCGGCAACUCCAUUCUUCCGCUACUCAUCAAGCACAGUAAAUUCUACAAUGAAGCAGAAAACUACGCUAGCUUGCUGGACGCCACUCUCCAUACCGUUUACCGGAUGUCGAAGAAUCGUAUGCUGACCAAGGGUCAGCGUGAAGCGGUUUCUGAUUUCCUCGUCGCACUGACAUCUGCUAUGCAUCCUGCCAUGUUGUUGAAGCUGCUCCGAAAGCUUACCGUUGACGUUUCCAAACUAUCCGAAUACACCACCGUAGCAUUGCGACUUUUGACUCUACAUUACGAUCGUUGCGCCAAGUACUACGGAACGACUGGCAGUGGCCAAGCCUCGCAGUUUGGUGCCUCCUCGGAUGAAGAGAAGCGGCUCACCAUGUUGCUGUUCUCCAACAUCUUCGAUUCGCUCAGCAACAUGGACUACGAUCCGGAGUUGUUUGGAAAGGCACUGCCUUGUUUGAUUGCUAUCGGGUGCGCCCUGCCUCCGGAUUACAGUUUGUCGAAGAAUUCGGACGAUGAUCUGUACGGCAAACCAACCAGCAGCCCCGAUCAACCCCACUACAAUCCACAGCCUAUCGAUACGAACACGGUUCAGCUAACCAACGAUUUGAACCAAAUCAUCCAGAAGUUCAGCGAGCACUACCACGAUGCGUGGGCUAGCAAAAAGUUGGAAAACGGUUGGUCGUAUGGAGAUCAAUGGUCGGAUACCCACAAGACCCAUCCACGCUUGAAGCCGUACAACAUGCUCAGCGACUAUGAAAAGGAACGCUACAAAGACCCAGUGCGGGAAAGCUUAAAGGCUCUUCUUGCUCUCAACUGGCGCGUUGAACACUCCGAAGGUGAUGUUCCUCUGUCCAAUCGUGGUUCGAUGCGUAGACAGUCCAAACCCAAUCUUGAAUUGCAGGGAGAUACAGGCUCAGCGUUCAACUACAACCCACAUCCGGUGGACAUGACCAAUUUGACGCUGAGCAGAGAAAUGCAGAACAUGGCCGAACGCUUGGCAGAGAACUCGCACGACAUCUGGGCGAAAAAGAAGUUCGAGGAGCUGCAGCAUUACGGUGGUACCGUCCAUGCCCAGCUCGUCCCGUACGAUCUGUUGACCGAUAAAGAGAAACGCAAGGACCGCGAGCGUUCGCAGGAGUUCUUGAAGUACCUGCAGUAUCAGGGAUUGAAGCUACACAAGCCAUCUCGCGGAAUGACAGAAGAACCAGGGGUGACUGCUGCCGCCAUCGAAGCGCGCUUUGCAUACUCCCUGCUGGAGAAGCUGAUCUCGUAUAUUGACCGCGCGACCAUCAACAUGAAGCUGCUGAGACCAUCGUCAACUUUCAGCCGUCGAUCCUCGUUCAAGACCUGCUCCCGAGACAUCAAGUUCUUCUCCAAGGUGGUUCUACCGCUGAUCGAAAAAUACUUCUCCACCACUCGUAAUUACUCCAUCGCGAUUGCAACGGCCACCAACAACGUAGGAGCUGCCUCGCUGAAGGAGAAGGAGAUGGUUGCAUCGUUGUUCUGUAAGCUGGCGAGUUUGCUGAGAUAUCGUAUGGCGGCCUUUGGAGCGGAUGUCCGAAUCACAGUGCGCUGUCUGCAGACGCUUGUGAAAAGUAUCGACGCGAAGUCACUGGUGAAAAACUGCCCUGAGUUCAUCCGUACGUCAAUGUUGACCUUCUUCAACAAUACGGCCGAUGAUUUGGGACAGACCAUAGUAAACCUGCAGGAGGGCAAGUAUGAUCGACUGCGCGGUACUCACCUGAAGACGUCCACCUCGCUUGCGUACGUUAACCAAGUCAUCCAACCAGUACUGACAUCGCUGUUUGACCACCUUGCUGCGUGUGAUUACGGCAGCGACUUGCUUCUGGACGAGAUCCAAGUUGCUUCGUACAAGAUCCUCGCAUCUCUGUACACGCUCGGAACUGACGCCACACUAACCCGCGAUCGCAAAUAUUUGAAGACCGAAAUUGAACGUCACAAGCCCGCACUGGGAUCGUGUUUGGGAGCGUUCAGCUCCUGCUUCCCGGUUGCCUUCCUGGAACCAUUCUCCAACAAGCACAAUCAAUUCUCGCUACUCAAUCGUAUAGCGGACACCUCACUGGAGGCCCAGGACAUCAUGACCAGGAUGGAGAGUUCGAUGCCAACCCUGGAGACGAUCCUCGCCGAGGUUGAUCACUUCGUCGAAUCGGAGAAGACCUACCAGGAGGCUCCGCAUAUCAUCGAUGUGAUUCUUCCCCUGCUCUGCUCGUAUUUACCGUUCUGGUGGAGCCAGGGUCCAGACAAUGUGAGUCCACAGUCUGGAAACCACGUCACCAUGGUCACGGCGGAUCAUAUGAACCUCCUUCUGAAAAAUGUCCUGAAGAUGAUCAAGAAGAACAUAGCCAACGAGAACGCCCCAUGGAUGACUCGUAUCGCCAGCUACACCCAGCAGAUCAUCAUCAACAGCUCCGAAGAGCUGCUGAAGGAUGUAUUCCUGCCGUUGGCUGAGCGCGUGAAGAAGCGGGUCGACAGUAUGUUCCACAAAGAGGAAAGCUUGAGAGGCUUCCUCAAGUCUUCCACCGACGAUACCUCCCAAAUCGAGGCACAGAUUCAAGAAGAUUGGCAGCUAUUGGUGCGUGAUAUUUAUUCCUUCUAUCCGCUGCUCAUCAAGUACGUGGACCUGCAAAGGAACCACUGGCUGAAGGAUAACAUCCACGACGCGGAGGAACUGUACAACUACGUGGCGGAAAUUUUCAACGUUUGGUCCAAGAGUCAGUACUUCCUGAAGGAGGAACAGAACUUCAUCUCCGCGAACGAGAUCGAUAACAUGGCGUUGAUUAUGCCGACGGCAACCAGACGCACGGCUGCGGUGUCGGGUGAUGCGCCAGCCGCCGGAGGCAAGGUGAAGAAGAAGAAACGCUCACGGGACAAAAAGCGCGACAAGGACAAGGAAAUCCAGUCCAGUUUGAUGGUGGCUUGCCUCAAGCGUUUGCUGCCGGUUGGUUUGAACUUGUUCGCCGGCAAAGAGCAAGAGUUGGUGCAGCACUGUAAGGAUCGCUAUUUAAAGAAAAUGCCCGAAUACGAAGUGGUGGAAUUCGCCCGAACGCAGCUAACGCUGCCGGAUAAAUUGGAUCCCGCGGAUGAAAUGUCCUGGCAACACUAUCUCUACUCCAAACUGGGCAAGAAGGAAGAGAACCUCGUGCAAGAUGCGCUUGAGAAGCCCGACAAAAAGCCUGGCAACAAGAUCGAGGACACCGUCGAUCGCAUAGUCGCUAUGGCUAAAGUUCUUUACGGACUACAUAUGAUCGACCAUCCACAACAGCAAAGUAAAAAUGUUUAUAGAAGUUGUGUCUCGAUACAGAGAAAACGAGCGGUUAUUGCUUGUUUCAGACAUGUCUCCUUACAUUCACUGCCAAGACACCGAGCGUGUAACAUCUUCGCAAGGACAUACUCCGAACUGUGGCUGGAGGACGAGAACGUUGGACAGGAGGUUAUGAUUGAAGAUCUUACUCAAACAUUCGAGGAUGCCGAGAAAAAGAAGAAGGAAGAGGAAGAGGAGGAGGGUAAACCCGAUCCUCUGACUCAGCUGGUGACGACCUUCUGCCGUGGUGCGAUGACCGAAAGGAGUGGGGCUCUCCAGGAGGAUCCACUGUACAUGUCUUACGCGAGCAUUGUCGCUCGUUCUUGUGGUGAAGAGGAGGAGGAAGGUGGUGAUGAAGAGGAAGGCGGUGGAGAAGACGAGGGAGGUGCCAGUAUCCAUACCAUGCAGAAACUCAUGGAACAAGAAAUGGAGAAACAAAAGUUGCUCUUCCAUCAAGCUCGUCUAGCAAACCGUGGUGUUGCGGAAAUGGUGCUGCUGCAUAUUUCCGCCUCCAAAGGCAUCCCAUCGGACAUGGUGAUGCGUACGCUAGAGCUUGGUAUCGCUAUCCUGCGUGGAGGCAAUAUCGACAUUCAGAUGGGCAUGUUGAACCACCUGAAGGAGAAGAAGGAUGUUGGCUUUUUCACCUCGAUCGCCGGUCUGAUGAAUUCGUGCAGCGUGCUCGAUCUGGACGCAUUCGAGCGUAACACCAAAGCCGAAGGGCUGGGAGUUGGUUCCGAGGGUGCAGCCGGUGAGAAGAACAUGCACGAUGCCGAGUUUACCUGCGCUCUGUUCCGUUUCAUUCAGCUGACUUGCGAGGGUCACAAUCUAGAUUGGCAGAAUUAUUUGAGAACCCAAGCCGGUAACACCACUACAGUUAACGUAGUUAUCUGCACCGUCGAUUACCUGCUGAGACUACAGGAAUCCAUCAUGGACUUCUAUUGGCACUACUCGAGCAAGGAGUUGAUCGAUCCGGCAGGUAAGGCCAACUUCUUCAAAGCCAUCGGUGUCGCUAGCCAGGUUUUCAACACCCUCACUGAAGUCAUCCAGGGUCCCUGUACCCAGAAUCAACAGGCAUUGGCUCACUCCCGUCUGUGGGAUGCCGUUGGUGGUUUCCUUUUCCUGUUUUCGCACAUGCAGGACAAACUUUCCAAGCACUCCAGCCAGGUUGAUUUGCUGAAAGAACUUCUCAAUCUGCAAAAGGACAUGAUCACCAUGAUGCUAUCCAUGCUUGAAGGUAACGUCGUCAAUGGCACGAUUGGUAAGCAGAUGGUUGACACCCUGGUCGAAUCGGCUUCCAACGUGGAGCUUAUUCUCAAGUACUUCGACAUGUUCCUUAAACUGAAGGACCUAACUUCAACGCCAAGCUUCACCGAAAUCGACGCGAACGGUGACGGUUGGAUUAUGCCGAAAGACUUCCGCGAGAAGAUGGAGCAACAGAAGAGCUACACUCCCGAGGAAAUCGAUUUCUUGUUAGCCUGUUGCGAGACGAACCAUGAUGGUAAGAUCGACUACAUUGGCUUUGUCGAUCGAUUCCACGAACCGGCCAAAGAGAUUGGCUUCAAUUUGGCAGUACUGUUGACCAACCUUUCGGAGCACAUGCCCAACGAACCUCGUCUCGCACGCUUCCUGGAAACCGCUGGCUCCGUUUUGAACUAUUUUGAGUCCUUCUUGGGUCGUAUCGAAAUCAUGGGUUCCUCCAAGCGUAUCGAGCGAGUGUACUUCGAAAUCAAGGAAGCGAACAUAGAGCAGUGGGAGAAACCACAGAUUAAGGAGUCGAAACGUGCCUUCUUCUACUCGAUCGUCACGGAAGGUGGCGAUAAGGAGAAGUUGGAGGCCUUCGUAAACUUCUGUGAGGAUGCCAUCUUUGAAAUGACACACGCUUCCGGACUGAUGGCUAGCGAAGACGACGGAGGAAACGUACGGCGUGAAGCGGCGUUCACAUACAUCAGCGAAGAGGAGGAAGAGCGUGCGGCACGGGAUCCAAUCAAGCGAACCAUACAGGCAGUAAAGGAUGGAUUGUCCUACUCGAUGUACAUGAUCUCACCCUCGAACAUCAAACACCAGAUCGCCGUGAUGCAGUCGAAAUCAUUCCCGGAAAUCAUCCUCGGCUUUUUUAAGAUGAUUUUCUACGCAUUCUAUUAUUCGGGCUUCGGGGUGUCGAUCAUUAUCAAGUAUUUGGUGAACAUUCUAAUGUCGCUGAUGCGUGGACCGGCGCAGGAAGAGGAAGAAGUGAUUCCAGAGGCGGAGCCUUCGCUACGUGCGCUGCCGCCGUUGCCACAGGAGGAACCUCCGGGAACGGUGCAAGCCUUCGGAUUGGACAUCAGCAAGGAGGAAAAUGGACAGUAUCGCGUGCAGCCACACGAAUCUCCCGCAUUGAGCCCGUCGUCAUCGCAGGAAGAAACCGGUGAGAGCAGUCCGGAGGACGGCGCUGGAGAACCAUCAGCCGAGGCUGCCAAUGCGGAACCUCCGAUGACUUUGGUUGACCUUCUCGGAGGUGAAGCUGCUAAGCGUGCCGCACAGGAACGAUCGGAAGCUCAGAAGGCUCAGGAAGCAACGCUGGCUAGCAUAGAGGCCGAGUCGAAGAAGGCGUCCGUGGAAACGAAGGAGCCCGCCGCCGUCACGCAGAUUGAUUUCUCCAAGUACACAAAGAAGGCUGUCAGCUAUUUGGCCAGAAACUUCUACAACUUGAAGUACGUGGCGUUGGUGCUGGCGUUCUGUAUCAACUUUAUGCUGUUGUUCUACAAGGUAACGACCUUUGACGAUGAAGCGGAAGCGGGAGAAGGAUCUGGUGAGGAUUUAAUGGGAUUGGCAUCGGGACUUGGCUCAGGAUUAAUGGAUGCGGCUUUGGAUGCGGCAAGCGGCGAUGGUGGUAGUGGAGACGGUGGUAAUGAAGAAGCCGAAGGCGAGGAUCCGCUGGAGAAGGUAGAAGUAGACGAAGAUUUCUACUAUAUGGAACAUGUGAUGCGAGUUGCCGCCUUAUUGCACAGUUUGGUUUCCCUUGCCAUGUUGAUCGCGUACUAUCACCUCAAGGUACCGCUGGCUAUCUUCAAGCGAGAAAAGGAAAUUGCCCGACGGUUGGAGUUCGACGGAUUGUUCAUCGCUGAGCAGCCUGAAGACGACGACAUCAAAUCGCACUGGGAUAAGCUGGUAAUCUCUGCCAAGACGUUCCCCGUCAACUAUUGGGAUAAAUUUGUUAAGAAGAAGGUUCGCCAAAAGUACAGCGAAACGUACGACUUUGACUCAAUCUCGAAUUUGUUGGGAAUGGAGAAAAAUGCGUUCGCUGCACAGGAAGGUACCGAGGGUGGCGGGUUCUUCCACUUUAUUGCGAACAUCGAUUGGAGAUAUCAAAUUUGGAAGGCUGGUGUCACGAUCACCGAUAAUGCGUUCUUGUAUUCACUGUGGUACUUCAUCUUCUCCGUCAUGGGCAACUUCAAUAACUUCUUCUUCGCUGCGCACUUGCUUGAUGUUGCGGUCGGUUUCAAGACACUGCGUACGAUCUUGCAGUCCGUUACACACAACGGCAAACAGUUGGUGUUGACCGUGAUGCUGCUCACAAUUAUUGUGUACAUCUACACCGUUAUCGCGUUCAACUUCUUCCGCAAGUUCUACAUCCAGGAGGACGACGACGGCGAAGAGGGUGAUCGCAAGUGUCACGAUAUGGGUACCUGCUUCGUCUUCCAUCUGUACAAGGGUGUCCGAGCGGGUGGAGGUAUUGGUGAUGAAAUCGGUGAUCCGGACGGAGAUGACUACGAGGUGUACCGUAUCCUGUUCGAUAUAUCGUUCUUUUUCUUCGUCAUCGUUAUCCUGCUUGCCAUCAUCCAAGGUUUGAUCAUUGACGCUUUCGGUGAGCUUCGUGAUCAGCUGGAGUCAGUCAAGGAGGACAUGGAGUCCAAUUGCUUCAUUUGUGGCAUAGGCAAAGACUACUUCGACAAGGUGCCUCACGGGUUCGACACGCACGUCGCUCAGGAGCACAAUCUGGCGAACUACAUGUUCUUCCUAAUGCAUUUAAUCAACAAACCGGACACGGAAUACACCGGUCAGGAAACGUACGUGUGGAACAUGUACCAACAGCGAUGCUGGGACUUCUUCCCGGUCGGUGAUUGCUUUAGGAAGCAGUACGAGGAUGAACUGAGCGGAGGCGGAAGUUAAUUUUUGACACGAAACCAGAACGAACUUUCGUUCUACAUUUGAACCAAAGAUCAUACAUAAACAAACGAACAGAAACAUCAACAACAACCAAACAAAUCAAACAAUCAGCAAAAAAUUAAGAGAAAUUUUAAAGACAUUUUCAAAGUCCUUUUUAGUAUAUUGAUAAAAAAAAUAUUCCAAUAGAUUCCUACCCUUGAAUAAAAGAAAGCUACAAUCAAUGUUAAAGCAAACAAAAAAAAAUAAAAAAUUGAGACAUUUAAGAAUCGUCAAUUCUGUGAACGUUAUCAAACCAGAUGUGAACUUAUUUAGGGAAAUUGUGUAUCAAAUUUGUAAACCCUAACACAGUACUACCUUUAUCGAGACGUCACUCGACGUCAUACGUGAAUCAAUCGAGCAAUGUGAUGGACAAUUUGCAACAAACCUACAAACCGAAACUGGGACUGGAAUUGCGACGGAUGUUGUGUGCGAAACGACCAACUAGACAAAUAUUGCCCGACGGCACUGUUUGCGAACUUUUGCGAACGAUGAUCGAACUACCGGUCAAACUAACUUUUGUUUGUUUUUUUUUUCUUCAGUUUGUUACCUACGAUUGAUGUGUAUGUUCUGUUAUUUAGGUUUUGCUCUCUUGAUGAAACAUUUGAACGUGCGGUUGUACCGCAAAAAAAAACUUUGGAACAAAAAUUGGAAAUCGAACGCAAGGAAGGAACAUUCGUUCAUAACAAAGAAAAAAAACUGUAGUUAUCUUACACUUUUUACCUAGUUGAAGAGAUUUUAUUAUUAUAAUAAAAACAGAUCGAUUACUUAUGAGUAUA